ACCAGACCAUUUGGUUUUACACGCAUCCUAAAGCAUUCGUGUACCCUCGGCAUUGUCGAUGUCUUCGGUCGAGUAGGGCUGUACGGGUGGCGGCGCCUGCUCGGCGGAGUAGUCGAUCCAGAUCUCGUUCUGCUUUCCUUCGGCCGGAUUCCGCUUUCUCAGAUUGAUCGACGUACCGAGUGUUUCUUUGGGAGAACGAAAUGAAGUACGGUUCGCGUUGUUCUUAUAAAUGGAUGGUGUGAUUAUCCGCACCUCUUUGUCGUUCAUGGAGGAGUUGCCGAUUUGAGAUUUGGGCAUUUCUUGAUGCCUUGCGAUUGUCGCUCUCUGCUGGUUCCUGCACGGAGAGUUAAGUAUGGGUAAUUUUAUGAUAAACUCUAUUUGAGUUGAACAAACAUGAGCCGACCACAAAAUGGACAGAGAAACUUCUUUCCUUUUGGAAAUCCUUUUCGGAUUUACCUCCACAAGGGAUCUAAUUUCUCCUCGAAGCUUCGUGAAUUACUGUUUUCUUUUGAGAAAAAUCUGGCAGAGCAAUUAAAGAAGCUGAAGCCUAAGAAUGUUGAAGAUGUCUUCACCCUAUCUUGGAUGAGGCUUUCCAUUCAGUUCUUAUCAGAUAUGCAUAAUAGCAUAAGAACUUUAAUAACUGAUCUUCAGUUACCUGUUUCUGACUGGGAUGAAAAGUGGUUUGACAUAUAUUUGGACAGCAGUGUGAAAUUGCUUGAUAUCUGCAUCGUAUUAAGUUCUGAGCUGUCUAGAUUGAAUCAAGGUCAACUGCUUCUUCAAUACGUGCUGCAUCUUUUGGAUAUCUCAGCAGGUGAUACUUCUUCCGAAGUACUUACCAAAGCUCACUUGCAUAUUCAUGAACGGAUAGAGCAUUCCAAAUCUAAAAGUUCUAAACUAGAAAGCUGUCCUGCCAUGAUAGUGUGUCUUCAGGGAACUCUUGGUUAUCCGAAGGUCAAGAGCCCCAAAGGUAAGGUAUUGAUGAGGGCCUUGCAUGGAGUCAAAGUAAUGACUGUUUUUAUUUGUGGCUGCUUUUUAGCAAUGCUAUCAGGGUGCUCAAAUGCAGUGGUAGACUCACAUGUUUCCGAUGGUUUCUUCUGGUCUGAAGCCUUCAGUGACUUGCAAGUUGUUUUGAACAAGGAAAUAAAGAGGCAAUUUGCUGGUGGGAAAGUGAAAGCAUGUAAAGAGAUUGAAGAAGUGGAAAUGGUGUUGCAUAGUUUGACCAAGAGUUUGGGUUGCAAGAAAGAACAUCUACAAUGCAGCACAGGCAUCAAUCUUGAGGUGGAAACAAUUCCACCAGCAGAAAGCUCCCACUCAGAAAGUCACAGGAUUGAAGAGUGCGCCACAAAGUUGGCUGACAGAGUAAAGAGGCUUGGGGAUGAAUUAGAUUCUCUUUCAAAGGAAGUCAAUGAUUUUUUCCAAAUUGUUUUAGUUGGACGCGAUGCUUUGCUUUGUAACCUCAGAGUAUCUGCUUCUUUGCAGAAGAGCACCAACGAAAUGAAGUCAUGAGGUAAUCGUUUUUACAUGUACUUGUAUGUGUAUUGAACAAUAUGCCCUGGCAAUGUUCUGUGUUCAUAGUCAUUCUUCAGUGUACUCAUUGUCCAAUUGUACUCUAUAUUGUUCAAUGUGUGCCGGCAAAGUGGUAUGCAAAAGUUGCUUAGUGGUGCUAAUGAUAUUAAUAGAGCUCGUUAUGGA
Messenger RNA from Zingiber officinale, 1692 nucleotides. RefSeq names its product UPF0496 protein 4-like. The record is from RefSeq and is a predicted model, not a curated record. NCBI's taxonomy places the organism in Eukaryota, Viridiplantae, Streptophyta, Magnoliopsida, Zingiberales, Zingiberaceae. Gene Ontology annotation, biological process: root development; shoot system development. The transcript is spliced from 3 exons. Bases 394 to 1506 code for a protein of 370 amino acids.